AUGGGCGAGUUGAUGCGCAUCGUGGAAAGAUUCUGCGCUCUUGAAGAAUUCUACGCGGAUCGUGUGGCUCAAGGGCUAACAAACUCUACUACAACGGUCACACCUCAGUUGACAGCACCAGUCGCAACGCAGCAACCUCAGCCAAAGAAACUUGUCCACAACAUCAAGGAAGGGAAGAAGCGCAAGCCGAAGGAAAUCAUGAGGCAACCAUGGUUUGAAUGGCCAACAGGAAAGCUGGGCACAGACACUGGCCAAGCAGAUCAGAACCCCAGAAAGAAGUGCUCAUACCACAACGAGCUCGGUCAUUACACAACCACAUGCGCACCAUACAAAGCACUAUUAGAGCGUCUGGCAGCACAAGGCCAUCUCGAUCAGUACAUCGAUCAAGCCAAAACACCCACCCGUCCGCCUGCUAGGAAUCCCAACCCAAAUGAACUGCGACCGACGAUACACGUUAUCCACGGUCCCAUAACAAAGGAAUUUGAAUCCAAUCUUCAGGCUGACCUCAAUCGCGCAUCCACUUCCAAGCAGGUAAUCGCAGUAGGACCUGGAUCCAAACAACCACGACCAAAAGAGUCACCCAAAUGGACAAUUACUUUCACCGAGCGCGAUCUCGAACGUGUGCAAACACCACACUCCGACGCCCUCGUCGUAACCGUUCAAAUUGGAAUACAUGAUGUCAAGCGCGUUCUAAUCAAUCAGGGAAGCUCGGCGGAGGUCAUGUACUAUGACCUAUUCAAAAAACUUGAUCUCCCAGAAUCAGCUUUGCAACCCGCAGAAGUACCCCUCAUCGGAUUCAACGGAGCACCCGUUUGGCCACUUGGUCGAAUCUUCCUGCUAGUCGUCAUUGGCUCGAAAACGUUGAGCGUCGAGUUCAUCAUCGUCAACGUACCUAGCCCAUAUAACGCAAUUCUUGGCCGAACAUGGCUACACGGCAUGCAAGCGAUCGCCUCAACCUACCACCAGGUCGUUCGCUUCAUCGACAUCAAUGGGAGAUGGGAAGAUCUUCGAGGCGACCAAAUAGCCUCCAAAAAAUGCUAUGUCUCUGCCGUCCACAAUUCCACCAAAGCCAAGCAAGUGCAAUGGGUCGAAAUUCCAGACAUCACCAUGAUCGAUGACAUCAGCUAG
This is a messenger RNA of Rhododendron vialii, 1128 nucleotides long. RefSeq lists its product as uncharacterized. The record is from RefSeq and is a predicted model, not a curated record. NCBI's taxonomy places the organism in Eukaryota, Viridiplantae, Streptophyta, Magnoliopsida, Ericales, Ericaceae. Bases 1 to 1128 code for a protein of 375 amino acids. The transcript is spliced from 2 exons.